Molecule: messenger RNA, 882 nt
Organism: Zychaea mexicana
Lineage: Eukaryota; Fungi; Mucoromycota; Mucoromycetes; Mucorales; Lichtheimiaceae
Exons: 2
Coding region: 1-882 (293 amino acids)
Source: RefSeq, a predicted model, not a curated record
AUGGCCGGCGCUGUUGGAGCUGGCGUACUGGCUGUUGCUACAUACAACAAUUAUAAUAACCGGCAACCCAAGGUAGAAGAACUGGAUCCCGCAACAUUUGAAGAUCAACAAAUUCAGGCAGGACAACAGGAGCAAUAUGAUCCAUAUCGACCCAAUCCACAUGCUAGCUGGUUGUCUCAAGCAUCCGCCAUCGAUCCUUUCGGUACAGCAGCUGCAUACAAUUACGCUACACAACUACAUCAAGCUUCUGCAGCAACCUCAUCAGUCGAACGCCCUCCUACUACUGUCAUCCGCGAAUCCACCUAUAACAAUCUCCAUGCAUCCAUCUUCCAUGUCAGUGCUCCGCCAGAAGACAAUACGGUACCAGCUGGUGGUGGUGCCUAUGUUCCAGCAUUUGUACCUACUAUCCAUGAUCAAUCACGUCAAUCACCUGAGAUGGAUGCUUUUGGAGGCAACGGCGGCGGCGGUGACGGUGGCAAGCGAGGAAGCUGGCUCUUGAAGAAAAUUGCAGCACGAUGGCAGCAAGGGUGGGCAACGGGCGCACAUGCAUCUGACAUCACAGCAACAACCGAUGCAAGCAGUGUCAAUAACGAUAGUUCUACCUCUAAUACCACUGACGAGUCUAAGCAGCAGAGACCUCAACACAUUCAAACAGAUUCUGGCGAUAACAGUAACAAUAACAAAGGAAGAAUGUUAUGGGACAUCGCAUUAGCAAGCGCUGGCGGUAGUACAGUAGCGCGCUCAGCUUCAACAGCAUCGACCAACCCAUUCCGUAGCAGCAUGUCUACUCAUCGUGAUAGCGUCAUUUCAGCCUUACGUAUACCACUUAUUCAAGAAGAUGCUUGGACUUUGGAGGACCAUGCUGCCAUGUCCAAUGAAUAA